This is a messenger RNA of Amphibalanus amphitrite, 813 nucleotides long. Its product is annotated as mitochondrial import inner membrane translocase subunit Tim29-like. Gene Ontology annotation, biological process: protein insertion into mitochondrial inner membrane. Bases 167 to 745 code for a protein of 192 amino acids. NCBI's taxonomy places the organism in Eukaryota, Metazoa, Arthropoda, Thecostraca, Balanomorpha, Balanidae. The record is from RefSeq and is a predicted model, not a curated record. Gene Ontology annotation, cellular component: TIM22 mitochondrial import inner membrane insertion complex. The transcript is spliced from 3 exons.
ACUGCUCAUUGUGGUUGUGUCCUGCCAGGGUAUAUUGAGUGUGUCCUGCAGCCUGCAGUCAACAGUCAACCUGCAGUUGGUGUCGGAUGAUGUGGGGAUGUGCUAUUUAGAUAUUUAUAUGGAUAUAUAUUUGUGAAUUUUGGUAGCAUUUUAGUAUAUAAUCCUUAUGUCGAAACUAUUGACACGGCUCAAGAACGGUCCUCUCGCGAGAUGGGGGGCAUACUGGAAGCAGCUUGGACAGGACUAUGCUGAGGUUUUCCAUGACACAGUCAAAGACAUAAAAAGCCAUCCUUUGAGAUCAUCUGUCUACAUUGCUGGUACUGCCACGCUGCUGGUGGCCUGGAACACCAGUCCGGGCGACCAGCAGUUUUCUGACCAGCUGCUGGCCGCUGACGGCCGGCUGCGUCUGAUCGCGCCGCAGCUGCGCCGGCCGGCCGCCGAGCGGCACGUGCGCCGGCUGCGUCAGCUGCAGGCCGACCGCCGGCUGCAGACGCAGAACCUGGGCCCGCUCAGCCUGCUCUGGGAGCGGCCGUACCCGGAGGGCACGGCGCUGCACGCCGCCCAGUGCGACUACCUGCGGCCCAGCCGGCUGGCCUUCCACGAGCGCGUGCUGGACGUGGGCGCGUUCGGCCGCUGGUGGCAGCUGUGGCGCACGAUGCGGGACUAUGACGUCAACGACGAGCUGUUCGCGGAUAAGGCGCCGGUGGUGCCCGCAGAAGUAGAGGUGGCCACCAUCACCAAGUGAUAGCUACCCGUGUUUGCCUCAUCGUGUCGUACUUGUUUCGAUGUUGAAAUGCAAUAAUGUUUAUGUAG